CUUGUAAGAUACCCAGCAUAUACAAUGGCAUUUCGGAUUGUUUCUAGGCGGGUGUGCGCUUCGCUGCGUGCGCCCCGUGUGAAUUGCGUUCCAACUCGGUUUGCUUCGUCGGCAGCGGCAGCGGUGCAGGGCUCAAGUCUGCCUCAGGAUGUUAAGGACUCGAUAGCUCGCGACUCGACAUUGGCGACCCCGGACCCUCCAGCGGGCUCAAAAACCGCCGGCCUCGUUGACCAGCAGUUACCGUACAUGGUCCCGACUUAUGUCCGCCCUCCGCCGAUGUUCGAGAAGGGCGAGGGUUGCUAUAUGUGGGAUGUUGAGAACAGGAAGUACCUAGACUUCACGGCUGGUAUUGCGGUCAACGCUCUCGGGCAUUGCGAUGCUGGUGUUGCGGAGGUCAUUGCUCAGCAGGCCAAGCAGCUGAUGCACACCUCCAACCUCUACCACAACCCUCACACCGGCCUCCUCUCGAAACAGCUCAUCCAGCUCACACACGCGACCGGCGGCUUUGCCAGCGCAACCAAGACAUUCAUCUGCAACAGCGGUUCUGAGGCCAACGAGGCUGCUAUCAAGUUCGCGCGCAAGACCGGCAAGUCUCUGCAGCCAGAUGGCAGCAAGCAUGAGAUUGUCUCCUUCCACAACUCCUUUCACGGCAGGACUAUGGGAAGCUUGAGCGCCACACCGAACCCCAAAUACCAGGCGCCCUUCUCUCCCAUGGUCCCAGGCUUCAAGUACGGAACAUACAACGACAUCGAGGGCAUCAACAGCCUGGUCACAGAAUCGACAUGCGGUGUCAUCAUCGAGCCCAUCCAAGGAGAGGGAGGCAUCAACGUCGCAACGCCUGAAUUCCUACUCGCCCUCCGUAAGCGCUGCACAGAAGUCGGCGCUGUCUUGAUAUACGAUGAGAUUCAAAGCGGUCUUGGCCGUACAGGUACCUUCUGGGCACACGCCAUGUUCCCCAAGGAGGCUCACCCAGACAUCGUCACCACGGCCAAGGCCCUCGGCAACGGCUUCCCCAUCGGUGCUACCAUCGUCAACGACUUCGUCUGCGACCACAUCAAGACCGGCGACCACGGCACAACAUUCGGUGGUAACCCGCUCGGCAGCCGCGUGGCGUCCUACGUCCUGUCUCGUCUCUCAUCGCCUGAGAUCCUGGACGCCAUUCCAGCAAAGGAGCAAACAUUCCGCAAGCACUUCGAUGCCCUGCGCCAGCAGUAUCCGACUCAGAUCAACGAGGUCCGCGGCAAGGGUCUGAUUCUUGGUCUCCAGCUCAACGCUGAUCCUACGGAGAUCCUUACAGCUGCUCGUGAGCGUGGGUUGCUCAUCAUCACUUGCGGUACCAACACACUGCGAUUUGUGCCUCCUCUGACGAUCACCGAGGCUGAGAUCGAGGAAGGUAUGCAGAUCCUGAGCCAGGCGAUGAAGAGCGUAUGGGUCAAGGGCGAGGAGGUAGAGGGCACAGAUGGGCAGCAGGAGAUGCGAUAGUGUGCGAUACUGUCUAUUCAGUAUGGCGCACCCUGGUUUGUUGAUUUCACAUAUUGAGCGAUAGAGCGAAAUGUACCCUUCGACCAUGUCAUCUUGUUUGCGGAGCUUUUUGGACAGC
This is a messenger RNA of Macroventuria anomochaeta, 1600 nucleotides long. Its product is annotated as acetylornithine aminotransferas-like protein. The transcript has 3 exons. The coding region runs from base 25 to 1482 and encodes 485 amino acids. Gene Ontology annotation, biological process: arginine metabolic process. Gene Ontology annotation, molecular function: pyridoxal phosphate binding; transaminase activity; identical protein binding. Gene Ontology annotation, cellular component: mitochondrial matrix. NCBI's taxonomy places the organism in Eukaryota, Fungi, Ascomycota, Dothideomycetes, Pleosporales, Didymellaceae. The record is from RefSeq and is a predicted model, not a curated record.